Messenger RNA from Ixodes scapularis (black-legged tick), 1419 nucleotides. RefSeq names its product putative nuclease HARBI1. The record is from RefSeq and is a predicted model, not a curated record. The transcript has 3 exons. Lineage: Eukaryota; Metazoa; Arthropoda; Arachnida; Ixodida; Ixodidae. The coding region runs from base 212 to 1324 and encodes 370 amino acids.
CUGACCGCCGUAUUCUUAAACGCUACUCGACUCGAAACUCGACUCGAAACUCGACUUGAGGGUGGUUUUGCGAUUCAUAAACAAAUCUCCACUCGAAACUCCACUCGACUCCAAAAUCUCCACUCGAAACUCCAAAAUUUACUCGAGAUCUCGAGUCUGCGCCGGAGCUACCUUGAACGGCCACUCGAGUCACUCGAGUGCGUUCAGUGUCAUGGCGGCCGACGCAUCGUUCGCCGACUUCGUCGACUUCGUGUUGAGAACGGACGAAGUUCUUCAUGACGACCGAGACCCCGACCAGGACGUCGAUGUGCCGAGACGACGUUGCCGGGACCGGCUCAAUCCGCUGGAGCAUUUCAACGAUUGGGAGUUCCUGGUGCGCUAUCGUUUUACAAAAUCGACAGUCGUAAGCCUCCUGCAGUGCCUGCCGCUGGAAGCAAACGAGAGCAGUCGCGGCCUGCCACUGUCCCCGAUGCUCCAGCUCCUCGUAGCGCUGAGAUUUUAUGGCGCCGGGACUUUUCAAGUAGUUACGGCCGACCUCGUGAACGUGUCGCAGCCGACGGUGUGCCGCGUAAUCGAGCGCGUCUCCCGGGUCCUCGCCGAGACUCUCUUCCCCCGCCUCGUGGAUUUCCCGGAGGGCGACUGCGACGAGGUCAUGCGGGAUUUCUACAACAUCGGGAAGUUCCCCAGUGUGACUGGGUGCAUCGACUGCACCCACGUCAAAAUAAAGGGACCUGGCGGUCCCAAUGGGGAAGUCUUCAGGAACAGGAAGGGGUUCUUCUCCCUCAACGUGCAGGCCAUCACAGGACCCCAGCUGCAGUUUUUUGACCUUGUUGCUAGAUGGCCAGGCUCCGUGCAUGACAGCAGGAUAUUCGAUAACAGUCGUGCAAGGGUCCUGUACGAGAAUCGGCGCAUCCCUGGCCUGCUGCUCGGAGAUGCAGGCUAUGCCUGCAUGUCAUUUCUUCUGACGCCCCUGACCAGCCCAGGUGUAGCCAACAGCCCAAAGGGCAGGUACCAAGCAGCUCACCUAAAAACAAGGAACUCGGUCGAACGGGCAUUUGGAGUGUUCAAGCGACGCUUCCCUUGUUUGGACAUGCGGCUACAGUACAAGGCGGAACGGUCAGCCCUCAUCAUCACCGCCUGUGCUGCACUGCACAACCUGGCCCUGCUGCGAAAAGAGCCAUGCCCACCUGCUCUACCCUCUCCACCAGUACCCCGACGCCGGAGGCGGCUGCGUCCUCAUGUACUGCCAUCACCUCCAGACCCUGUCGACACAAUCAACGGCUCGCUGAAACGCACAGAGAUCAUCGCACUGUGUUUCCAAUAGGGAUAUUCAACCAGUAGCACAUGUUUAUAGUCAAUGACAGGUCAAGGAUAGUGUACAAGCUGGAGAGGAGGAAGCAGACAGAAGCUUGAGGUGGA